This is a messenger RNA of Plasmodium adleri (nom. inval.), 5568 nucleotides long. Its product is annotated as DNA2/NAM7 helicase, putative. Lineage: Eukaryota; Apicomplexa; Aconoidasida; Haemosporida; Plasmodiidae. Gene Ontology annotation, molecular function: helicase activity. The record is from RefSeq and is a predicted model, not a curated record. Bases 1 to 5568 code for a protein of 1855 amino acids. The transcript has a single exon.
AUGUGGGAAGAAUGGGAUGACGAAUAUUUUGUAAGGAAUUUUUUUGAUUGGAAUAUAUUUGCUAAAUAUUUUAAAGAUAAUGAAUUUCAAGAAUUAGAAGAGAAAAUAAAACAGAAAUAUAGUAAUAUAAAACUUGAUGAAUUAUAUAAAAAAGAUGACAAAGAAUAUAAUGAUAAUGUUUUGUUAAUAUUACAUUCAUUUAUUGAAGAGAAGAAAUAUGUAGAUGCUUCAGAUUUCUUAAUUAAUAUUAUAUUAAGAUGGAAUUAUUAUACUAGUUUAAGAAGUGAAAAAGAAUUAAAUCUUAAAGCAGUAAAAAAUAGAUUAAAAAUGAAUGUAGAUAUUUGUAUUUUACCAGAUCUUUAUAAUAAUUUUGAAGAAUAUUUUUAUUCCUAUUUUCCUUUGUUUUUAAUUGAAACACAACAAUUAAUAAAUAAUAAAAAAGAAAAUGAAGAUAUUAUAGAAUAUGAUGUUAAUAUUAUUAAUGAUAUUAAAGAAACAUAUAACUAUGAAUUUUUUGUUAAUAUAUCUUAUGAUAGUAUUAUACAUGCAAACAUUUUUUUUGGUGACCUUGUUCUACUAAAAUUCAUACCAAAAGAAACAGCCAAAAAUGAUUCUCAAAAUAUGUACACACCAUUAUUUAAUUCUUCAAAAAAAAAAUCAGACGUAUCUUCAAAUUCGUCGCACAGUAAUGAAAACGACAAAAUGUCAAUGGAAUCUUCGUCUGUGUCUACAGAUUUGGAGUAUCAAAAAAAUGAUGACACAAUUGGUCAAAUGAAUGGUUAUACAUAUGAUCAUAUAAAUUCUGAACAUUUUUGUAAAAGUCAGCAAAAUUCUGAACAUUUUUGUAAAAUUCAGCAAAAUUCUGAACAUUCUUAUAAAAGUCAGCAAAAUUCUGAACAUGUUCAUAAAAAUGAUGAAACACGUUCUGAUAACAAUAAUAAUGUCAACAUUUACAAUAAAAAAAAUUCUUCUCUUUUGUUAUCGCGUGACAAAGUAGAGGAAAGGACACAAUUUAAUUCUGAUAAGAAGGAAAAUUUAAACGAUAUGUUAAAAAAACAAAGUGAUAAGAAUUUAAAAGGAUCAGUUGAUUGUAAAAAUGAACUAGCCAAAAAUCAUAAACAGAUCAGUGACGAAAUUAAUGAUGAUAUAUAUAUGGUUAGAAAAUAUUGUGUACGUCAUUUAUUAGGUUAUGUAGUUUCUAAAAGUCGAGAAAAUAUUAAAAUAAAAUUUAAUUUAAAUUAUCCAAAUUUUGAUAUUAUUGACAAAGUUAGAAAAGAAAUAAUAUAUGAGAUAUUUAAUAAUGAAAUGAUAAUGCAUAAUUAUUUUAUACGUAUAUCAAAGUUGACAAGUUUAAUUUCGACACUCCGUUUGUUUAACUGUUUAUUUAAUUUUAGAAACUCGUGUAUAUUGAAUGAAAUUGUAGAAGGUAAUACAAAUGAUAAUGAAGACAACAUGGAUGAUGUAGUCAUAGAAAAUGUUCAACCUGUGAAGAAGCGUAAGAGGGGUGAAGGGCCAUAUGCAAAUUCGGAAAUGAAUGAAUUAAUGAAUGGGUAUAAUGAUAAUAAGAAAGAAAAUAAAAAAUAUGAGGAAGAUCAAGAUGAAGAAGAUUUAGAUGAAGAAGAUUUAGAUGAUGAUGAACAAAUGGAUAUAAUAAAAAAUAUAGAGAAAAAAAGUACAAAAAAAAAAACAGAGAAAAUAAGACAAAAUGGAAAUAUACAUAUGAAUGAUAUAAAUUUAUUAGAUAUUAAUCAAGAAGAAUUACAUAAUAUUCAAUUAAGUGACAAUAUAACUGAAGAAUAUUUAAAAGAAAAAAUAGAAGAUUAUUUAAAAAGAUAUAUGUGUGAUGAUUUUAAAAAUAAGAACAUGUUAGACAAAAUGACGAAUGAAAGAAAUAUUACAAGUGCAUUAAAAAAUAAUAUAUAUAAUUAUGAUCAAUGUAAUAAUAUUAAUAACGAAAUAAAAAAUGUAUCACAUAUACAUAGUAACAAUAAAGAUGAAAUGAUAAGUCAGAAUGAAUAUUAUUUGUUUGAACAUUUAGAUGAAUAUUAUAAAGGUCUGGAAUAUAUUCCAGAAUUGUUAAGAAAACGUUUUUUUAGUAUGUAUAAUAAGUAUCAAUUACGUGCUAUAAAUAAUAGUAUAUUGAAUGAUGGUGUAACAUUAAUUCAAGGACCACCUGGAACUGGUAAAACCACAACUAUUUUAGGAAUUAUAAGUGCAUUAAUAUUUUAUGAGAAAGAUGAAAAUAUAGAAGAUGAUAUUAUAGACAAGGAUAAUAAUAUGGAAACAAGAAAAACAAUGAUAGAUGAGCAUAGCUAUAUACCUUUUAGUAUAUCCAUGAAAGAAGAGAAAAAAAGUCCUUAUGUAUGGUUGAAUUAUGAUAAGAAUGAUGACUACUGUUAUAUGAAUGAUAAUUGUUUCGAUGCUAUGGAAUAUGAAGAUUUUCAUCAUAUUGAAGAGAAUAAAGAAGAAGAAGGUAAAAAUAUUUUUCAUAUAAAUAAAAGUAAUUUAAAUGAAAAAAAUGAUGCAUAUGCUAUUCAUUUAAGUAUUAUGAAUGCAUCAAAUAGAACAUUAAAAGUAGAUGAAAGUGUCGAUAUAAAUAAUACAAAUGAUGAUGAUAAUAAUGAUGUAUAUAAAAAUAAUGAAAAUAGAAUAAAGAAUUUGAUAUCUUUAACUGAGUCUUAUUAUUAUUCAUAUGUAAAUAAUGAUCAUAUAUUAAAUAACAAAAUGGAAUGUAUAGAAAAAAAUAAGAAUGAAAAAAGUAAUUAUUCGUAUUAUGUAAGUGAAGGUAAACAAAUUAUUAAAAAUGAUAAUAAUAGUAAUAAUAAUAAUAAUAAUAAUAAUAAUAAUAAUAAUGAUGAUGAUUAUAAUAAUGAUGGUGAUUAUAAUAAUGAUGGUGAGGAAAAGUAUCAGGUGGAUAAACAAAAUAAGGCCAAUUUCAAUUUCAAAUUACAUGGAUUGAAAUUAGAAGACAAUGAAGAACCAAAUAAAGAGUAUAAUAAUAAUAAUAAUAAUAAUAAUAUAUCAUCAUACAAUAUUUAUAAUAACAAUUAUGAGAUAGAAGAACAAGAUAAGCUGAAUGAAAUGAAUAAAAUGAAGAAAAGAAAUAAAUGUAAUCAAUUAAAUGUCAUAAAAAAUAAAAAAAUUUUAGUAUGUGCUCCAUCGAAUGCAGCUAUAGAUGAGAUAUUAAGAAGAUUAAUAUCAAAUGAUUUAGGAAUAUUAGAUGAGAAUGGGAAUUUUUUUAAUCCUAUAGUUACUAGAAUAGGAGGUAAUGUUAGUACAGAUCUUUUAGAAUUCAGUUUAGAAUUCAAAGAACAAUUAUAUUAUUAUUUAAAUAAAAAAGAUGAAAAUAAGAUGAUAAAAAGUAAUCUUUUAAAAACCUCCACUAUUAUAUGUUCUACUUUAUCAUCAAGUUCAAAUACUUCCUUAAUUAAUAAUAUAAAAAAGUUUGAUGCUAUAAUUAUAGAUGAAUCAUCUCAAUCCGUAGAAAUAGAUAUAUUGAUUCCAUUAUCUUUUGCAUGCAAAAAAAUCAUUUUAGUAGGUGACCCCAAACAAUUAUCAGCAACAGUAUUUUCUUUAUUUGCCAAGAAACAUAAAUAUGCAAGAUCAUUAUUUGAAAGAUUACAAAAGAAAUAUUUAACGAAUGAAAGAAAAUAUAAUUUGUUGUCAAUACAAUAUAGGAUGCAUCCAGAAAUUUCUGCAUUUCCUAAGAAGUGUUAUUAUAAAAAUAAAAUUAGGGAUGCCCCUCAUUUUGUGUUUACAGUAUUAAAGGAGUUGGAGAUAAGUAAAUACAUAAAAAGGAAGAAUACAAAAAGUAUAAAAAAAGAUAUAAAAAUUGAUGAUGAAAAUGAAAUCAAUGAUGAGUUACAAAAUAAGUAUAUAGAAAACCUUUUAUGUAAUUUUAAUUUAGUUGAAUUUAUAGAAAAAAAUAUGGGAAUUAUUUCACCCUCUUUAAAUAAUAUAAUGUUAUAUCAAGAAAACCAGGGAUUAAUUGAUUGGUUUUUUAUUCCUUUAUUACAGCAUAGUGUAUUUUAUGAUAUAUCAUUUUCAAAACAAAAGAAAAUAAAAAAUUCUUAUAUUAAUAUUGAAGAGAGUGAAGUGGUUAUUCAUUUUAUCGAAUUUUUGCAUUAUAUAUUUAUGUCUGAAAAUAUGAACCAAUGGUAUAAACGUAUAGGUAUCAUAACACCUUAUGCUACAGAGAAAUUUUUUUUAAAGAAAAUAUUAAAACGUUUUUUUAUAAACAAGGGUUAUAGUAAGAAUAUAUCUAAUUUUAUUGAUGUUGGAACCGUCGAUGGGUUUCAAGGAACAGAAAAGGAUAUGAUAAUAUUUGUAUGUGUAAGAACAAAAGGGAAUUUGAAACGAAAAAAGAAAAAGGAAAAGUCUAAUAUAAAUAUUAGUAAAAAUAUGAAUGAAGAUAUUAUAACAAAUUCGGAAGAUAAAAAAAAAAAAAAAAAUUUAGAAAAAGGAAACCAAAAUAGAGAAAUAAUUCCUAAUUCGAAUGAUUCAACACUUAUUUGUUGUUCAUCUUCUGAAUCUGCUUUUGAUGAAGAAAUUGAUUCUUCGAAUUUAUUCUUUUCAAAUUAUAAAAGAUUAAAUGUAGCUUUAACUCGAGCUCGUUUUAAUUUAUUUAUUUUUGGUAAUUGUAAAUUUUUAAAACAUUGUGACGAGUGGGAUAAAAUUAUUGAGCACUACAAAAUGAAGAAUAAAAUAAUAAAAAUAAAACGUAAAAAGUUUUAUAAAAAAAUAAAUACUACAUUGAGUAAUAUGAAUGAAGAAGAGUUAUUUGAUAAUAACGUUGAAGUAAUAAAUAAAAAAAUAGAAAAUUCAUUUUAUAAUAAAAAUAUUAUUGAUUAUAAUUUUGAGCCUAUAUAUGAAAAGAACAAUUCUUCAUUUGAUUUUACAAAGUAUAUGAAUAUGUCAGCAGAGGAUGUAUAUGAAACUCAAAAAAAUAAUAUAUACAGCACUGAUCAUAAAGAUGAUAAAAAUAAUAUGGUUAAUAAAGAAAAUGUUGUUGACCACAAAACUGAAGAUAACAAUAAGGAUAUUAUAAAUUUUUUUAAAGAAUUAUAUAUGGACGACAUAAGUGAUUCUUUAAUUGAAUGUGAUAAAGAAAAUAACAAUAAUUUAUUUCAAGAUGAUGAUAAUGUAUUAAACGAAAUAAAAGAAAAUAAUAUAAAAGAAGAAAUAGUUGGUGGUAUAAAAAACGAAAAUGUAUUUACAGAAAUGAUAAAAAAUAAUGAUAAAAAUAUAUAUGAUGAAGAAAAGAUGAAUGGUGUUAUUUCUUCAUAUAAUGAACACAUUGAAGACGAACCAAAUAAUAUAUUAAAUAUUGAUGAUAUGAACAAUAAGAAGAAAAAAAAAGACGAGGAUGAAGAAUCAUUCGAAAGAGCAAAAAUAAGUUCACUAUCAAAUAAAAAUAAUAAUAAUAAUAAUAUAUAUUAUUUAAAGGAUAAUAAUUAUUUUAUUGAUACCUUGUUUAAUUACUGCAAAUCGAAUAAGGACUUACAUUUUGCAGUUCAGAAAAUAUUACCAAAUUUUUCUAAAAAGUUUUUAUUUAAUUGUGUUGAUUAA